AUGAAGGAUCGACCUCAUCGACCUUACCGAGAUCACGGGCAGGCGAUGCCCCUGGAGGAGGUUCAGGGAUUGCUACUUCCACCCUCCAGAACAGGUAACCGGGGACCUCUGAACGUGACGAUUGUACAGGUUGGAAAAGGAAACGGGGACGGUGGAGAUGGCGGAAGUGAUUUACUGAGAUUGGAACCACCGUCGGAUUUAAGGCCAAGUCCAUCGCCUUUAUCCGACAUCAGCGCCACGCUGCAGUCCGACAACAAUGAUACAUUUAGCGGAGGUGUCGAUCCAAGAUUGCUGUUGGGUGGCACCGGUGGCGAUCGUAACACGUGGGAGGGUCGUUACCACAUGAAGGAACAUCGACGUGCUGGAAAAGCGACUUUCCAGGGUCAAGUUUAUAACUUCCUGGAGCGUCCCACCGGCUGGAAGUGCUUCCUAUACCACUUCUCUGUGUGA
Messenger RNA from Colletes gigas, 450 nucleotides. RefSeq names its product potassium voltage-gated channel subfamily KQT member 1-like. The record is from RefSeq and is a predicted model, not a curated record. The transcript has 3 exons. The coding region runs from base 1 to 450 and encodes 149 amino acids. Lineage: Eukaryota; Metazoa; Arthropoda; Insecta; Hymenoptera; Colletidae.